Molecule: messenger RNA, 1095 nt
Organism: Cordyceps militaris CM01
Lineage: Eukaryota; Fungi; Ascomycota; Sordariomycetes; Hypocreales; Cordycipitaceae
Product: RNA polymerase II subunit 3
Exons: 3
Coding region: 1-1095 (364 amino acids)
Biological process (GO): DNA-templated transcription
Cellular component (GO): RNA polymerase II, core complex
Molecular function (GO): DNA-directed RNA polymerase activity; DNA binding; protein dimerization activity
Source: RefSeq, a predicted model, not a curated record
AUGGACGGCAUGAACUACGAGCCGAUGAUGACGGAUGAGGAUGCGGAGCAGCCUCGUGUGACGAUUUUGGCGGUAGGAAAAGCUCGAGUGAAAGCUGCCGAUAGCACAAAAGUCGAGUUUGUCCUGGCGAAGACGAGCCUCGCCUUUGCCAACUCCCUGCGUCGCGUCAUCCAGGCCGAGGUACCCACAGUGGCCAUUGAGCUGGUCGAGAUUGAAGUCAAUACGUCGGUGCUAGCCGACGAGUUCAUCGCGCACCGACUGGGCCUGAUCCCGCUCGACUCCAAGGACGUCGACGAGCUCAACUACUCGCGCGACUGCGACUGCGACCACUACUGUGAGCAGUGCAGCAUCACGCUCACGCUUCACGCCAAGUGUACCACGGACGAGAACAUGAAGGUCUACGCGCGCGACCUCAUCGUCGACGGUCGCCACGCCACGUCCAUUGGCACCCCCGUCAUCAACGACCCCGACGGCGUCGGCUGCCUGCUCGCCAAGCUGCGCAGGGACCAGGAGCUGCGGCUCAAGUGCGUCGCGAAAAAGGGCAUCGCUAAGGAGCAUGCCAAGUGGAUGCCCACGUCGGCCGUGGGUUUCGAGUACGACCCGCACAAUAAGCUGCACCACCUGGACAUGUGGUUCGAGAACAAUACCGAUCCCGACAAGGAAUGGCCAAAGAGUAAAUACGCGGGGUGGGAGCCGGAGAACAAGGGUGAGCCGUUCAACUACGACGCCGUACCGGAAAACUUCUUCUUCGACGUCGAGACCUCGGGCAGUAUGGAGCCCGACCAGAUUGUGCAGAGCGGCAUCCGCGUGCUGCAGCAAAAGAUUGGAGGCCUGCUGAAGAGCCUCGAUCCGCGCAAGUACGGCGGCGAGGAGGCAGGCGGCGGCGGUGGUGGCGACUUUGACGGACCUCGUAGCCCGGACAUGAACUUGGAGGGCGGCACCACACCCUGGCAGGACGGCGGCUACACGACGCCGUACGGAGGGGGCAACACGACGGCCUAUGGCGGCGGCGGCGGUGGUGGUGGCGGCAACACGGCUUACGGCGGUGGUGCGGGAUACGGUACCACACCGUACGGCGGGUCGAGUUGGCAAUAG